Molecule: messenger RNA, 339 nt
Organism: Mesorhabditis belari
Lineage: Eukaryota; Metazoa; Nematoda; Chromadorea; Rhabditida; Rhabditidae
Source: the annotation of a GenBank genome assembly
AUGCAAUUGACGAAUGGGCGGCAGUGGAUACCGCCUCCUGGAUACACAGAACGUGGCUUGCCUCAUCCACUCAAGCUUGUGCCCACCGACGACCACGUUCACUUUGGCUAUGUGUUGGUGGCUUUGAAAAAGUAUUUUCAAAAAUCUGACUGUUGGCAAUCGUGCAAAGAAGUGUUUUCAACGGAGUCGGAUGAAGUGCCCAACGCUAGCUCCUGUGUUUGUCAUCGAGUCGACGAAGAUAUGGAUGAAGUUUUGAUGAUGCACUUCUUUGUAAUGGGUGCCUCGAUGAUGCGAGGAGUGCGAAAUCGAACAGAAAUGGCAAUGACGAUCAAGUCACCC